AUGGCUUCCAGCCUGUGGAAGAUCUUGAGUUUUCCCUGGAUUUCAGUGACUUUAUAUCAGAUCCUGCAGUUAGUUUUCCUGCUGUCCUUGGCUCUCCUGCUGCAGAAAUUAAUUACUCUUUAUAAAAGAUGGAGAAAACUGGAAGCAACUUAUCAAAGCUUUCCUGGCCCCCCGGGUCACUGGCUGUUUGGACAUGUCACACAGGUGAGAAUCGUUAUCUUAAAGGGACAAUGGCACAGUGGCUUUACAAUAAGAGUUUGUUAUAGUCACAAAAUUACAGUAAAAAAAGUCACUAAUCAGUUUAUUAGAAAUAAUAGUAAUAUGUUAUAAUGUAUCAUAUAUCGGAUCGCAAUUUAAGCAGAAACUCAGAAUAUUGUAGCAUUUUAUUGUUUCAUCGUCCCAGUAAAUAUUAUUGAAGUGCUACUGAUGUAGAGACACAUACAAACACUUUCUAAUGAGGCACAACAAAGUAGUCUGUUCUGCUAUGUGUAAACCAUGAUCCUACGAUUUAUACACAGUCAUUUUCAUACACACACAAACAAAUGGGUGCAACACGCUUUGUAUUAAAUGCCUUUGUGUGCCGGAAAAAAGGGAAUUAUUUUAAUCAACUCUAACUUAAAGCGGCACUGUCAUGGCCGCAUCAAUUUUCUUUUAGCAAUUCAUACUAUACAGGGAUAUUUACUUAACUCCAAAUUGUAGUAAACGGAAACUUAAGGCUACACUAGUCAAUAUGUAACUUGAGCUGAGUUGGUGAAUGUUUCCAGAUCAGCUAUUUUAGCCUGACAUUUGCCUAUAGUUUGAAUCUUAAUGAAUACAUUUUCAGUAAAUCAUCCUGAAAGUAUUAUUUAGAGCAACAACAGCAACAACAACCGAAAACGUGUCCCUACUUUGUCUUUUAUAUAUAUUUUGUCUGCAUUGGAAUUUCAAUGAAAUGCUAAAAUUUAUUUGGAGGCUGACAGAGCCAUUGUGAUGGUUCUUCAUUUUAUUAGUACAUUGGAACAAACUAUAGUCCAUAAAUUACAAUUUCACUGCUGUAUUCAACAGCCCAGGGGAUGAUGGAAAUCCUCAGAGGUUCUACUUAAAUGCCCAGCACCAUUCAGCUAAUCAUCCCAGUAGAGGACUUCUUGAAUUAAUUUAUGGUUUUAAAAUAAUGGUUCUAAAAAUUAUUUCUAUUUAGACAUAGGAGUGAGCAAUGUGAACCCCAUAUAUCUUGAUGUUAACACAUUUCUCCUGAAAAAAUAGGUUUAUAUCAUAUCUGUUUGUUGCUUUUUCUGUUUUCAGCGUGAUGGUAAAGACCUCGAUAGGGAAGUUGCCUGGGCAGAACAAUAUCCAAAUGCUUUUCCAAUGUGGGUAGGAAAUUUUUUUGCCAACUUGGUUAUAAUUCAUCCAGAAUAUGCCAAAGCAAUACUCGGCCGAUCAGGUAGGGGAACAUAACUAUAUGUUUCAUUCAGCUGGUAGAUACAUUGCAAAUGUUAAAGUGUGAAGCUUAAAAAGAGAAACAACUGGUCCUUUUAGCCCCACUACAUUCUAAUGAAUGCUGCAGCUAGACUGAUUUCCUCUCUAAUCGGUUCUCUUACACUUCUCCCCUCUGUCAGUCCUUACAUUGACUUUCUGUAUUUUACAGGAGUCAAUUCAAGGCACUAACCCAUACCAAAAAAGCACUGACCAAUUCUUGCUACUCCUGUAUUUUUUCACUGAUCCGCAGGUAUGCCCCUUCUCGGUCUCUCUCUGCUCUGCCCAUGACCUUCUCCUGUCCGCUACUCGCACCCGUACGGCCAACUCACCUUGCAGGACUUCUCUUGGGUGGCUCCUUUCCUUUGAAAUAGUCUGCCUACGACUAGUAAGCCCUCCUCUAGUCUUCAUUCAUUUAAAAAGUGCCUCAAAACCCAUCUCUUUAGGAAAGCUUAUGGCCUCCCAGAGUAACCUCUACCUCACAUACCUGUCCCUUGCUCUCUCCUAAAGGGCAGCACUCUAUUCUCUCCUCCAGCUCUGCUUCACUUCACCUUGUUUGAUUGCUACCUCCUGUCCUGUUUGGUUCCAUGCCCCACCUCCUAUAGACUGUAAGCUAUUUUGAGCAGGGCCCUCUUUAACCUCUUUGUUCCUGUAAGUUUUUAUAAUUGUCUCAUUUAUUGUUAAAUCUUCCCCUUUGAUAAUAUUGUAAACUGCUACGGAAUAUGCUGGCGCUAUAUAAAUACCAGUAAUAAUAAUAAUAAUAAUGCUACAAGCGACUAAUAUAUAUAUUAGCAUUUUAAUAAAUACUUAAGAAUUUAUUUACUUUUUUUUAAAUGACAGAGCUUGUAAGAAAUUGUUAGAUUAGCAUACACACAUUAAUUCAUAGUUACAGUGCUGUGCACAAUAAAAAUGUAUAUGUAAUCAGAAAAGAGAAUUUUGACUUUAUUUUAUUUGUUUAAUUUAUUUAAAAGUAGAAAAUUUAAGUAUUCAAUCAAGCACUGUGUUGGUGGAAUGUGAACAUUUUAAAGGAAAAUAGGAAAAAAAUUACACAGGGGGAUUCAUUUUGAAAAGAAUUAUAAAUUGCACUUUGAUGGUGUCAUACAAUGAUCAGGCACAACGUUAAAACCAGUGGUGUAUUCUGGUUUUGUGCAGCCAUAGGCACUGACAGCUGAAGUGAAUAAAAUUGAUUAUAUCAUUACAAUUGAAACUGUCAAGAGUUAAGAUAUAUCAGUCAAUUCUUGAAUUUUUAUGUGUUGAAAGCAGGAAAAAUGUACAAGCAAAAUGCUCUGCGUGACUCUGACAAGGGCCAAAUAGUGAUGGCUGGGAACUGGGUCAAAGCAUCUCCAAAAUGGCAAGUCUUGGGGGUGUUCCUGGUAUGCAGUGGGUAGGACAUACUAGAAGCGGUGCAAGUAAGGAAAACUGGUAAACCGGUAUCAGGGUCAUGGGCACCAAGGCUCAUUGAUGCACGGGGGGACUGAAGUCUGGUCCAUUCCCACAGAAGAACAACUAUAGCUUAGAUUGUUGAAAAACUUGGAAACCUUUGGUUAGAUAUGCAAAGCUGCAAACGAAUAUAACAGCUAGUAUGCCAAGAAUGAGUGGGACAUUAACUCACUGAUCCACCUAACUGGGAUAUACAGCAAGGACAUCGGAAUGUUGUUUGGGCUAGAUGAGUGUUGGUGGAUGCAAAAAGAGGGAAGAGUUCAAGUACCAGAAGGCCAAAUAGGAGAUGUAGAGAACAGUAACAAGUACCUGGAGGUACCACAAACACACACAUGGCAAUCAUGAGGAAGAGGAAAUGAGGAUAGCAACAUCCAAGUACCUCCAGAGAUUCAGACAGAUCCUGAAGUCCCAGCACAAUGGCAAGUGCAGGAUCCAAACUACCAGCACACAUACCCUACCAGUCAGCAGGUACUCAGCUGGAAUAAUGACCUGGCCAAGAGAAGUGUUGGUCACCAUGGGUGCCUGUUAACCUCUGGUAUAAUUUGAUAAGGAACUGCUCAAACCACUGGUCCAGAUAUUGGAUUGCAUGAGAUGAGCCUUAGUUCAUCCCAUGCUGUUUACACUGGCAGCCAUUUUGGCCAGAAUCUUCCAUUCGAAUUAUAGACUUCCUUGUCAACUAGGUUCAUAUGACUGGGAACUUUCCAUUAGGCCAAAGGGGGGAGGGGAGGGAGUGGGGAUGCCAAGAUACCCUGGAGGGCACUGUAGUCUCCUCUUCCAACCCAUAUCCACAGCUAGGUCACACUGUUAAUGUCCAGUACCUGGGCAAAUUAAUCUGUAAAAUGCAGGUUUUGGGAACUGAAACAUAACUGGCAGGUUCCUCUGUAAGAACCAUGUAGACUCUUGCAGGUUAUUUUAACUGUGGUCCCAGUAGAUGGGGCUCCAAUGUCAUGCGAUCAAGCCCAAACCCUAAGACUCCAUUUAUCAAUGAACUCAUCAGCAUGAUAAGGUUCUUGCCCAUGGUCAGAAAUCUGUCUGCCAUCAUAUAGCUAAAGAUUUAAAGUGGGAGUGAUAUCAGAAAGUGAUUAACACCCUAAACAAAUAAGUAAAUUUCAAAACAUUAGAAAAAGUAUGCCUAAAGUUGGAUGAUGGUCCAUUCGAAUCCUUAUGUGUGCAUUGGUAUAUAAAGCUGUAUUUGAAAAAGACAUAUCAUUCAGCAUGGUAUUCUGGGAGAAUUGUGGAAACACUUUCAGCGCUGCUGUGCAUAAUGUAGACGUUUACAUGUACAAUGGAUUGUAUAGAUGAUGCACAACAGUAUAUUUCAGAAUUUUAAUUAUAGCAAAACUCUAACAUAAAAAAUUCAACCAUGUAUUUCUGACAGUAGCAUUUGCCUCUGCAUGUUUAGAUUUAUGGACCAUCUGGAAGUGUAAAAUAAUGAAGAUUUACUUACUAUUUAUCCCAAUAUGUGCUGUCUUGCAUUACUGAUCAGCCAAUCCAAUUCUUCUCCAUAGAGAAGCAUUUGGCUGGACUGAUGUGCAUGUGGGGCAGUUGUUGUGCUGCACCAGUCACCAGAGAUGCAUUAUACAAGUGCAUGUCUUUAGGGGGCAUUCUUAGUCUUCAUACCGAGAGUGAGGACAUUAAAAAUUGGAGGAAUAGUGCAGAACUGAAUUAGGAAGCUGGCUGUACUAGUGACAGCAAUUAGAGGUGUCUGUAGGUACAAUAGAAGGCACUGUAUUUUGGUAGAAAAGGCAUUGUUUACAAAUGAGAAAAUAGCUCCAUGCAGCAAAAUCACUACAUUAAGCUAUAGAUGUUCUAAUGCUCACAGUAUUCCUUUUAAAUCGGUGGGAAGAUAUUAUGUUUUGAUAUAACCAUUGCUUUAAACUUAAACACAACUGGAAAAAGAAACACUGGUUGCGCCAAAUGAAAAUUAUGAAAGAAAAGUCCAGCUGGAUAAUGUUUUCAAUUUCAAUGUCUAGCAUUCUUUUUUUCCACAAUAAAUUGGGUUUCACUCUAAAGGAAAAUAAAAGACAAUGGUGUAGAUACCAACAACCAAAGGGCAUAUAAAUAAAAUGAUAAACAUGCCCACUUACAUUUAGCAGUGCUUUAGAUCAGUUCAGAUCUUAAUAGAAUGCAGUAUACUCAGUCCAGUGAUGGAUAUGUGACCUUGAUAGUGGUAGUCAACUGGUGCAUGUAGUGGUAUGUUUCUCAAAAAAUAAAAUAAAUAAUAAGACAAUUGAACAGUGAACAAGUGUAGAAGUGAUAUGUAUUACAGUCACAAUGAAGGAGCUUUCCUCAUAAGCUCAAUGUGCCAGGCACAUGGAGAUAUUAAUCCCCACCUUUGGAAAUCUUAUGACUCUAUAGUCCUCAGUAUCAUCAAUACAUGUAAUAAAAGGAACAGAAACCAAAUAGUGCUGUCUACAUUAAUUUAAACAUGAUAAUAAUAAUAAUAAUAAAAAGACCGUACUCAUAUUUAUUUGAGCAGACAUGCCCACUAGUGCCUGAAAAAAAAGUUUCAAAAGUUAAUAAAAGUUUAUAAAAUACAUAAAAAGUAGUUUUACAUGCACAUAAACAUACAUACACCAUUAUUAAAAGUGUAUGUUAAUAUUAAUUAUAUAUAUUAAUAUUAAAAUACACUUAGAAUGACGUUAUAAAUUUAUACAUCCUACAAAAAAUGGUCGCUAAGGACCGUGGACAUACCUUAUAGGAGCCCUUAACUUACCUGGACCGCCGAUCCGCAGCGAUCACAGUCGGAGGGGAUUGCCGGAGACCCCAGCAGACCUCCUGCAGCAGCUCCGGCUACCUCGGCCCUCCAGGGCCAUGUGAUCACCCCUUACCUUGCUCCACACCGUUCUUGGUCUAGCGAUUUGCAUGUGACUACUUCCGGGUCACAUGCAGGUCGCUAUCUUGCAAACUUACCUGUUUCUCCGUGUGGUUACCUGUACUGGCUGUCUUCCCCUGACUGGGGCACUCUGCUUACAGAAUUAUCCACUCUUCAGCCCUCCAGGCUGCAGCUCCGAGGACGGAACAGGAAACACGCCAAAAACCAUAAGAUACUGACCUAACCGUCGCGCCAGUCGCAGUCCCGCGGCGUCAUCACGGUUAAGGCUAUCAGUCAGGAUUUCAGUAUGAUCCAGCACGUAGAAUUGUGUAACACAGAGGACUCAUAGGUAACGUAUACCGGACCUUAGAAUGGCCGGACUAACGUACCAAAGAAUAGUCAGGAAUAGCCGAGGUCAAGGGAAACAGAAAUAGACACAACGAUAAGGAAAAGCCAGGGGUCAGAGAUGCCAGAAAACAGGGAAGUCAAAAACAAUGCCAAAGUCAAAUAACCAGAAUUAUCAGAAUCAAUAACGCACUCUUGGACAACCACAAGGGAAACCACGACAGGGCACUGAGCAGGAUGAAAACUGGGCCUAAAUACCCCUCCUCUAGGUCUGAUAGGCUGUAACCGGCCUUUGACCCCAAAGGCAGUUAUCAGGUUCCCAUUUGCAUAAUUACUGCUCAGCACAAACCCUUGUGUGGAUUUGAUUGCUGCUCAGCACAAAACCUGCUGUGGAUUUGAUUGCUGCUCAGCACAACUUUUCCUGUCAAGAUAGUAAUGUUGCUCGGCACAACUUUUCCUGUCUGAACAGUAAAUUCCAUUAAUCACAUUUUAAUAAGGGGAUAAAUACGUGACACUAUCUCAUUGCUUGUACAGUUUUGCAUACUUCCUCUUCGUAUACUAUUUUAUGUCAAACUCACAAAUGAUUUUGUGUAAGUCUAGUCGCAAGGUUUUACUAUUUUGUGUUACUGUUGGUUUGUUUCAAACUCCCGAACGAUUUCAUUUUAAAUCUGUUCGCAAGCUUUUAAAUUUUGAUAUUUUGUUACAGCCAUUCAGACUGUUCGCAUGACUUCACUUUAAAUUUGUAUGGUUCAGGGAAGCUUCCAUUUUAAUUUCAACCAACUCUCCCCGUUCCUAUAACAGUCAGCACGAAAGCUCUAUGGUCGGAUAUAGCAUUUCAUUAAAAAUUCGUAUAUUUAACCGCACGGUUUUGCUAAUUCAUCCAAACUAGUCUGCACAAUGCUUUAUGGUUAUAUAAAUGGAAUACUGACCUCUAGCGGUCAUUCAGAAUAUAAGGUUAAUUGCUGCAUUAAUUACAUGUCACUUUUCUAAAUAAAUAGCUGGUUAUCAUAAUAUUAUGGAUAUACGUAAUCCAACUACCUGUAUGUUUUGGUAUAUCUGGUGAUACUCUAUGUAUGAUUUAAUUAACUAUUGUAAUUCUGCAUACAGUUCACUAUCAUAUACGCCACUAAAACACUCUUCUGGCCUAUCCUGUAAAUAAAUGUUGGUUUCAUAAAUCACUUACACUCUCAAUUCUAUACUACUGCACCCCUGGUUUUAGGCUCAAAUGUCAUGAAACAUUGUUUUCUUAUUUUAUUAUUAUUAUUAUUAUCGCCAUUUAUAUAGCGCCAACAGAUUCCAUAGCGCAUUACAAUAUUAUGAGAGGGAGGAUUUAACUAUAAAUAGGACAAUUACAAGAAAAUCAAAUAGGUUGAAGAGGACCCUGCUCAAAUGAGCUUACAGUCUGUAGGAGGUGGGGUAUAAAACACAUUAGGACAGGAUGAUGUAUAUGAUUAUAUGAUGUGCAUAUUCUCCAAGCUAGGAAUUAUCCUUCCCGUAUUGGUCCCUAUCCAUUAACAUGACUCAGUUCACUUAAAUAAAUGUAAUUUCUGCAGGAAGGUUUUCACUCAUUUACACCUCUAACGCUUGCCUGGUGUAUUCCUGUACUCAUACUACUAAGUCUCGGUUCUUUAACCUAAAUCACCUGCAGGUCAAUUCUCAUACCAUUUCACCGGGAUCAACACAGUAUAUUCCAUGCUCUCUGCACCUAUGGUACUGCCAUUCCAGUUCUAAUGUAAGAAUAGUAUUUCUUGUAUCUGUUUCUAUAUGCAUGGAAGUACUGGUCUGGACACUUAACUAGCGAUGAGACACUAUCACAGUAUAGUACAUUACCCAAUUUCUGACUUGGUGUAUAAUCAUAUUUAUUUACUUAGGUUAGACUCCUUUAUCCUAAAUCACCUGCUGGUGGCUUCCCUAACUGCUUACGUCAAUGCUACCUAAGUGUAUAGUACUGUAUACUCUCUUGCCUGUAUUACCGCUUUAUGUUCCUUAAACAGGACUACUGUUUUAUCUUUAAUCUGUUUUCUUCCCUCAAGGAGGUCCCAGGUUAUUGGCCACGUAGGGACUCAGACGAAAUUACUAAUUGGUAUAAUAUGUUACGGGGACCACAUAAAUACUCCUCGCAUAUUUCAUCAUACCAUUAGAUUCAUCAUUAGGAUUACUGCUUUAAUUUCCAUUUAAAAUAGAUGUUUUUCCUUCAAAAUGGGUCGUAGGUUAUAGGAUAAUUGUUUUAAUUUAUUCAUACUAUGUUCAUUUACAGAAAAAAAGGGGUGCUCUGUGCAAAUAGGUGCUUAGUGAUAAUAAAGACAAAAAUCAGCAGCUCAACACAUGUGCAGGUAUCCCAAUCCUACAGAGACAAAUAUGUGAGAAGGGGUGUGAACUUCGUGGAUGAUACUACCACCACAGAGAUCACUCAGUGGAGUGCUAGAGAUAGACAAAUAUCUUAUUCUGGAGGAGGUCUGGUAUUACCUUAAUAUACCCAAGCCGUUGUGAUUUGAGCCAAUCCUCAGGCUCUUUACCAUGUGAGUUGGGCAUACAUCCUCUUCCACUCCAUUUAGACUUCACAAGCAUACUGCACUAUGAUGUGUAUUCUUUUGUUUUAGACUUUAUAUGCUGCUUACUCCCCUAAGUGAAUUAUAUGGUAUUUGAAUAGGGGUAAGAUAUUUGUCUAUCUCUAGCGCUCCACUGAGUGAUCUCUGUGGUGGUAGUAUCAUCCACGAAGUUCACACCCCUUCUCACAUAUGUUUAUUUACAGUUUAAAGGGUGUUCAGGAUUUAGGGCAACCCUACGCUAGUUAGGUAGGCUGUUAUAGAUUAUUUUAAUUGAGUCCACGAGCCGGCCCUUACAAUUCACACAUGUACGUGACAUCACAGCAUCUUUAGGGGCUUGGUAUCUAUUAUUUACUGCAACCUCCUUCAAAUAGUUGCAACUAACUGCGCUACUUAUCCUGUAGGUAUACCAGGAUAUCUAUAAUUCAACGUCACAUACCACAUUUCCUACAACCAUCUUGUUAACCCCUAUAAGUCUGUUCCUAUCCAUUUCUUAGAGAGAUAUCAGCUAUGCCUCACUGAUGAUGCCUAACAAGGCUGAAACGAUCGUCUGGGGUUGCUGUAUCUCUCGUGCAGAGAGAACUUGCUGGCAUUUCGGAUCUGGACUGCCCGUAUGGGUGGAAUCGGUCUGAUAUGUUUCAGAGAUGUUCUCUCUGUAAUGGCACAAGAUGAGCUAAAACCAGCAUGAUCUGAGCGGGGACCCACGAAGGGCAAGCUAUUUCAGCUGCUGCCCGUUCUCAGUAUUCUCUUGUGCCCUGUUUUUUGCUAUCCAUUUCUUAUGUUAAACCGCAUGACUGACUUACUUUUCGCAGGUAUGUCAAUUUACAUGCCCUUAUAUGCCACCAUACCCUUCUCCCCUUAGUUAGCUUCAUUACUGGCUGACAGGGCAGCAGGAGUCCAAUAGUUAAUAAUUUCACAGGCCUCUACGUCUUAGGUUAGUGGUCCCGCAAGGCCAACACUCAUCCCCAUACUUGGAGGUCCUACGCUCAUCGGCCCAACUCAGUUAGUGGCCUCGCAUGUUGGCAUAGAGAAGGCCUCACUUUUCACUCCCAUUCUAUCUUAUGCUUUAAAAGUUACUGAGAGGCCGACACCCCGCCACAAAGUUCAGUGGACACAAAAUCCCCUCACGCCAACGCGCAGAUAGAGCCUCACCUGUCACCAACCAAGUUUGAUCAUUUCGCAUCUUGGCUAGUGAGCCAGUAUGUUAUCAGGGUAUAGACUAAUUACUUUAUUAUUCAAACAUGUUUCAACGUCAAGAAGGUAGAAAGACCUGUCCCUGCCUAGCAGGGUAUACACUAAUUACAUAAAAAAUAACAACAAAAAAAUUACUAUUCAAAGGUUUGAUAUAGACUGGUGGUAAAAUGAGUGCAUGGAAAGUGUUAAAAUACCACCAUCUGAAAUACCCUAGGCUUCAAAAAUGUCCCAAAUAGGACAUGAGUGCAUGAUAACCAGCUGUGAAUGUUCCAAGUUGGAAAACUGGAAUGCACACCUCCAAAUAAGUUCUUGAAGCCCCCAGAGAACCCUACACAUAUAUACAUGGGUGGUAUCACUGUACUCAGGAGAUGUUGCUGAGCACAUAUUGGGGUGUUCUUUGGCAGUAACCCUUAAAGUUAUCAGUACAUGUUUUCUUAAAUUGCUAUGUGUGUCAAAAAAAAAUCACUAAGUAUUAUUAUUAUUUUUUAAAUUUGGCAUAGAUUGGUGGUAAAAUGGUUGCAUGAAACGAGUAAAAAUGCCCUAAGUUUAAUACCUUAGGUUUUCUUCUUUUAAAAAAGAUAUACAUGUGAAGGGAUUGCUGAAAGAUGUCAGUGUUACAAUGUAACAUUCUUUAAUUUUGAAAAAAAAAAUGGUUUGGAAAUAGCAAAGUGCUACUUGUACUUAUUGUCCUAGAACUUUCCAAAAAAAAAAAGCUAAAAACAUGUUAACAUUGGGUUUUUCUAAACAAAAUUUAUAAACUAUUUAGCACGGGUGUUUCUUGGCAGUUGUAAAGGUUUGGUUUUUUUUUACAUUUUUUCAUCAGAUUUUAUAAUUGUUUUUAUAGUAAAUUAUAUGAUAUGAUGAAAAUAAUGGUAUCUUUAGAAAGAACAUGUAAUGGCUAGACAAACGGUAUAUAAUAUGUGUGGGUACAGUAAAUGAGUAAGAGGAAAAUUACAGCUAAAUACAAACACAGUGUCGCUGUUACUGAGACAUGGUAUAAUGGGAAAAAUGACUGGGACAUAGCAAUACCAGGGUACUCUUUAUAUAGAAAAGACAGGGAAAGCAAGAAAGGGGGAGGGGUGGCCCUGUAUGUGAAGGAUAGCAUAAAAUUUAGCCAAAUAAAAGUUAGUGAGGCGAACAUAGAGUCUGUUUGGGUUAUGUUAGAAUUUGGUAAUCACACAGUAACUCGUGUAGGUGGGAUUUAUAGGCCCCCAGGACAAAUAGAAGAGUUGGAUAAUCUACUAGUUGAGGAAAUAGCUAAAAUGACAAUGAAGGGAGAAGUUAUCAUCAGAGGUGACUUUAAUCUUCCUGAUGUGAAUUGGAAAACCAAAAUAGCUGCUUGUGCCAGGGGCACACAUGUUCUAAACUACCUACUGGGAUUGUCUCUAAAACAAGUCGUUGAGGAGCCAACUCGUAAAGACGCCAUACUAGAUUUAGUGUUAACAAAUGGAGAUUUGGUAUCAGUGUGGUUAAUAUAAGAACAGUGACUGAGUCACACCACACAAAAACAAAAGUUUUAGACUUUAAAAAAAACAGACUUUUCUAAAAUUAGAAUAUGUGUAAAGGAGUCAUUAUCAGACUGGAGCAAUUUAAAUGGAGUCCAAGAGAAAUGGGAUUAUGUAAAAGUUGCACUGCUGAAGGCAAAAAUUCUAUGUGUAUAUUUAAGUAAUCUUUUAACAUAAUUAUGUGAUUUGAUUAAUUAAAAUUUGAUUGACAUACCUGACAACACAUGGAGAAAGUGCAGAGAAUUUAAUAUAGCACUAUAUUUGACCCUGUAACUCUCCAAGACACCAUAAAACCUGUACAUAGGGGGUACUGUUUUACUCGGGAGACUUUGCUGAACUCAAAUAUUAGUGUUUCAAACUGGUAAAUUGUAUUACAACGAUGAUAUUUUAAGUAAAAAUGACAUUUGUUGCAUUUGUUAACAAACAAACAGCACUUUUAUGGACUAUAUUAUUGUUGCAAUAUGUUUUACUGUUUUAAAACAUUAAUAUUUGUGUUUAGUAAAGUCUCCCGAGAAUAACAGUACCCCCCAUGUACAGGUUUCUAUGGUGUUUUGGAAAGUUAGAGAGUCACAUAUAAGGCUUGCAUUUCAUUUUUUUGACAUUAAAAUUUGCCGGAUUGGUUAUGUUGCCUUUGAGAGCCUAUGAUAGCCCAGGAAUGAGAAUUACCCCCAUGAUGGCAUACCAUUUGCAAAAGUAGACAACCCAAGGUAUUGCAAGUGGGGUAUGUCCAAUCUUUCUGAGUAGCCACUUAGUCACAAACACUGACCAAAUAUUAGUUUAUUGCUUUUUUCACACCAAAACAAAUAUGAAUGCUAACUUUGGCCAGUGUUUGUGACUAAGUGGCUACUAAAAAAGACUAAACAUACCCCACUUUCAAUACCUUGGGUUGUCUACUUUUUCAAAUGGUAUGCCGUUUAUGGGGUAAUUCUCAUUCCUGGGCUACCACACCGUCUUAAAGGUAACAUAACUAAUCUGGCAAAUUUCAAUGUGAAAAUGGAACGUUCUAUAUUUGAUCCUGUAACUUUCCAAAACACCAUAAAACCUGUUAAUGGCUUCAACAGAAGAAAGUACUGUUGUACAGCUUUAUGCAAGUCAACAAUUCUUAAUCGUAGGUCUUCUGAGAGCUCUUUUUUGCGAGGCAUCAUUCACAUCAUGCAAUGCUUCUUGUGAAAAGCAAACCCAGAACUGGUGUGUGUUUUUUAUAGGGCAGGGCAGCUGUAACCAACACCUCCAAUCUCAUCUCAUUGAUUGGACUCCAGUUGGCUGACAUCUCACUCCAAUUAGCUCUUGGAGAUGUCAUUAGUCUAUGGGUUCACAUACUUUUUCCACCUGCACUGUGAAUGUUUACAUGGUGUGUUCAAUAAAAACAUGGCAACAUUUCAUUCUUCGUGUGUUAUUAGUUUAAGCAGACUGUGAUUGUCUAUUGGUGUGACUUAGAUGAUGAUAAGAUCACAUUUUAUGAACAAUUUGUGCAGAAAUCCAUAUCAUUCCAAAGGGUUCACAUACUUUUUCUUGCAACUGUAUGUUAGUCGCUUUAAUACUAUUAUCAGUCGCUUUAAUACUUCCAUCAGUCGCUUUAAUACUAUCAACAGUCGCUUUAAUACUAUCGACAGUCGCUUUAAUAUUUUCAUCAGUCGCUUUAAUACUAUCAACAGUCGCUUUAAUACUUUGUUACCACAAGUCUGUGAUGACAUGUGAGCAUAGUCUUUUCAGGGCUUGUUUUAGGCCUCUUGGUCUGGGUAUGCAGCUGUGUUGGGUGUUCGGAUACAGUCCAGGUUGUGUUCACCCUUGCUUAGCAGUGUGGUAGGCACCUCAGCCUAUACCCAGCGCUGGUAGGACUCUUGGGCUGUUGCUUUUAGUCCCUUCAUCAUGGUUGCAUGGCCCAAUAUCUCCGUUUCGGGGGUCAGCUGCAGUGUGUCUCUUCUUGGUGUGCGGUUUCACAAUCGCUUGUGUUGCCACAGUGGUUGGGAAGAGGUAUCUGGUGUUGCACUGGUAGCCGGGUCUAAGGUCCGGUGCUUUACUUGUGUGUGUCGCUGGGUUUGAGGUCCCGGUGUUGUUUGUGUGCGGGUGGGUGUGUGUGUCCGCGAGGCCUGUGCCGAUUUCCACCACGAGGCCCUCCGGUAUCUAUUUUGCCUGACGGCCAUCUUGGAUGCUCGGGGUACUUGUUGGUAGUACCUGUGUCUCGCUGUUGGUCAUGUCCAGGAGGCCACCAUUAGAUCAGCUUGGCGGUGAGUUGCCCCUCGACUUUGCAGUGCUGCCCUGAGGCCAGCGCACGUCCUGUCAAAUAUUUUUAUGGGGGAUAUGUGCGUCUGUUGCCCCACAAUUUUAUUGUGGCUGAUUUGCUCAUGAUCCUUGCUGGUCCAUGCAUCCAGAGGGGACCGGCAUGUCCCCCACCGGUCCAGAGGGGGGGUUAGCUGAAGUAUUAUCGCUGGUGGGCUCUUGCGCCGAGGAGAGCUGCUGUCUCCCCUCUGCUUCAGCCCCAGUAGGCCGCAUUUGGAACUCAGCGUUCCCGGCGUCGACAGGCACCGGGGUGGUGUCUUUAUGUUCAGCGGGGCACCCCCGACGUGGGUGGCGCACCUUUCCGAUGAUUGUGUGCUUGGCAGCUUUUUCCCCGGAUUCCGCCCGCUGGGUCAGUGCUCGUGGCAGGUGCGUCUGCACGGCUCUGUGGUCAGACUCCGCCUUUCUUUCUUUCUUUAAAUCCUUAUAUUUUAAAAUAUCUUUCCUGUUAGAGAUUCUAACUUCUUCUAAAGCAUCAUUAAGAUUCUUUUCAUUAUACUUUUUACUUAAAAAACAUAUCUUUUAAAAAAAGAGGCUUAAUAAUUACAAAUUUUCAGAGAGGAGAAAUGUCUCCUUAGAUGCAAGAAUUGGCUCUUAGGUAUACUCUUUAACCAAGGGUCAAAAUGGCAACUAGAUUGGUCGAAAAUCAUAUUGGUAUAAACUUUCUUAAAAAAUGUUUCAGUUCUAAUUGUAUUAUCAUGAAUAAAAAUGUUUAUAUCUAAAAAAUUAAUAGAUUAUUUACUAUAUUCAUGAUUUUAAAUGAGUCCUUUGUCACUAAAAUUAAGAUAUUUUAAAACUAACUCAAAGAUUUAACAGGUUCAUCCAAUAUAAAAAGAGGUCAUCUAUAUAUCGGUAGUAACAGACCAGGUUUGUCUCCUAACCAUGAUAACCCAAAAGCGCUGUGGUUUCCCAGUGCCUUAAAAAGAUUAGAAUAGUUGGGAGCAAAUCUGGUUCCCAUAACAUUUCCUUUUUUUCUAAGUAAACAAUAUAUAGGAACCAAAAUAGUUGUUUUUUAAAAUUAUAAUAAUGCUUUCGGUGAUAAAAUAAAUUUGGUGUGCAGAGAUAUUAAUUAAUUAAUCUUUUUUUUAAAAAUUCUAGUUAUAGCUUUACAGCCAUUAUUAUAAGGAACUGUGGUGUACAGUGAUUUUACAUCGCAUGUGACUAGAAUAUAGCUAGGUUUUCAUUCAAUAUUUUCCAGAGCUUGAAGGAGAGACAUAGUCUUUUAAAUUAGGCUUUAACUGUUUUACCUAGGGUGAACGCAGUAUGUUUAAAUACUCUAAGUUUGAAAUAACAGAAUUGAUACUAGAUACUAUUGGUCAUCCUGGAGGGAACUGCUCAUUUUUAUGGAUUUUUGGAAGAAAGUAGAUGACAGGUAUUUUGGGAUAUAAAACAUUUAAAUAAGUAAACGUGUGUUUAUUAAGAAUAUUUAGUUAUCUCCCUUUAAUGAGAUAUUGAGUUAAAAUAUAUUAAAUUCUAGAAGUUGGAUUCUCAGAUAAUUUUUAUUCACUUUUGCAUCAGUAAAUUGUUUAAAGGCUUUUUCAGUAUACAUUUUUUUUACAAAUAACAAUAUGCUGUUCAUAUUUUUAUUUAUUUUCAUUUUCUCUAGAGCUUUGGUCACUGUCACGUAUGCUUUAAUGGGGCCAGAUAACCAGGUAACCAUGAUAAAAUGUGGAUUUUAUUUAAAUUAGUUGUUAUUAUUGAAGGAUUUGUUUCACAUAUCGGAAGGGAAUUCAUAUUUUCAGAAUUUAUACUAAUAAAAAAUAUUUUUACUGUUGCCUUUCAUAAAAAUUUAUUCACAUCUAUAAAGCCUAGACAUGUUUAAAAGAAUGAAUAGGAGCAAACAUAAAACCUAUACUGAAAACAUUGUGUCAAAGUUAAAACUUUUUGAGAUAAAUGAAAAAUUCCUAAUUCUUUCUCAGUUUUCUUGAUUAAAAUGUAUCUCUGUUGUUUCUAUUUUGUGAUCCUCUUCCACCUCUCCUUCCUCUAACAUUAGACUUCUUUUCCUUCCUAUUUAGAGGUAUUGAUGUGGUGGACUGGUUGGGAAUUGUCAUGAUUUCUAAAAAUAUUUCAUCUUGAUUAACAUCAGAGUCAAUAGAUAACAACUGGUACUUAUGGUUGUGAUGGAAAAUAGUGGGGGAUUUAGGUGGGUUGAUUUGUUCAUGGUAUUCUGUCACCUAUCAAAGGCAUAUACAGUAGCAAGAAAAAGUGACUGUUGACAAUAUUAAAGCGACUGUUGAUAGUAUUAAAGCGACUGAUGAAAAUAUUAAAGCGACUGUCGAUAGUAUUAAAGCGACUGUUGAUAGUAUUAAAGCGACUGAUAAUAGUAUUAAAGCGACUAACAUACAGUUGCAAGAAAAAGUAUGUGAACCCUUUGGAAUGAUAUGGAUUUCUGCACAAAUUGUUCAUAAAAUGUGAUCUUAUCAUCAUCUAAGUCACAACAAUAGACAAUCACAGUCUGCUUAAACUAAUAAAACACAAAGAAUGAAAUGUUGCCAUGUUUUUAUUGAACACACCAUGUAAACAUUCACAGUGCAGGUGGAAAAAGUAUGUGAACCCUUGGAUUUAAUAACUGGUUGAACCUCCUUUGGCAGCAAUAACUUCAACCAAACGUUUCCUGUAGUUGCAGAUCAGACGUGCACAAUGGUCAGGAGUAAUUCUUGACCAUUCCUCUUUACAGAACGGUUUCAGUUCAGCAAUAUUCUUGGGAUGUCUGGUGUCAAUCGCUUUCUUGAGGUCAUGCCACAGCAUCUCAAUUGGGUUGAGGUCAGGACUCUGACUGGACCACUUCAGAAGGCGUAUUUUCUUCUGUUUAAGCCAUUCUGUUGUUGAUUUACUUCUAUGCUUUGGGUCAUUGUCCUGUUGCAACACCCAUCUUCUGUUGAGCUUCAGCUGGUAGACAGAUGGCCUUAGGUUCUCCUGCAAAAUGUCUUGAUAAACUUGGGAAUUCAUUUUUCCUUCGAUGAUAGCAAUCCAUCCAGGCCCUGACGCAGCAAAGCAGCCCCAAACCAUGAUGACCCCUGGGAUGGGGUUUGGUGUUGGUGUGCUGUAGCUUUUUUUCGCCACACAUAGUGUUGUGUGUUUCUUCCAUACAACUCAACCUUGGUUUCAUCUGUCCACAGAAUAUUUUGCCAGUACUGCUGUGGAACAUCCAGGUGCUCUUGUGCAAACUGUAAACGUGCAGCAAUGUUUUGUUUGGACAGCAGUGGCUUCCUCUGUGGUUUCCUCUCAAGAAAUCCAUUCUUGUUUAGUGUUUUAUGUAUUGUAGAUUCGCUAACAGGGAUCUUAGCAUUUGCCAGUGACUUUUGUAAGCCUUUAGCUGACACUCUAGGAUUCUUCUUCACCUCAUUGUGCAGUCUGCGCUGUGCUCUUGCAGUCAUCUUUACAGGACGGCCACUCCUAGGGAGAGUAGCAGCAGUGCUGAACUUUCUCCAUUUAUAGACAAUUUGUCUUACCGUAGACUGAUGAACAGCAAGGCUUUUGGAGAUACUUUUAGAACCCUUUCCAGCUUUAUGCAAGUCAACAAUAAUCGUAGGUCUUCUGAGAGCUCUUUUGUGCAAGGCAUUAUUCACAUCAGGCAAUGCUUCUUGUGAAAAGCAAACCCAGAACUGGUGUGUGUUUUUUAUAGGGCAGGGGAGCUGUAACCAACACCUACAAUCUCAUCUCAUUGAUUGGACUCCAGUUGGCUGACAUCUCACUCCCAUUAGCUCUUGGAGAUGUCGUUAGUCUAGGGGUUCACAUACUUUUUCCACCUGCACUGUGAAUGUUUACAUGGUGUGUUCAAUAAAAACAUGGCAACAUUUCAUUCUUUGUGUGUUAUUAGUUUAAGCAGACUGUGAUUGUCUAUUGCUGUGACUUGGAUGAUGAUCAGAUCACAUUUUAUGAACAAUUUGUGCAGAAAUCCAUAUCAUUCCAAAGGGUUCACAUACUUUUUCUUGCAACUGUAUCCAUCACAGGACUGAGUAUACUGUAUGCUAUGAAGAUCAGAGCUUAUUUAAAGCUCUGCUAAAUGUGAGUGGGCCCUUUGGUUGUUGGAAUCUACACCAUUGUCUUUAUUUUCCUUUUUUAGUAUGUACCGGUGGAGUGAAACCUAAUCUAUUGUGGAAGAAAGAAUACUGGAUAUUGAAAAGUGUGAACAUUAUCCGAUUUAACUUUUUUUCAUAAUUUUCAUUUAGCACAGCCUGUGUUUCUUUUUUUUUUAGUUGUGUUUAUGCUUGUUAUAUAGGGGCCAAAGGGAGUUCCACUGUUCUACAGUAUUUGUUGCCUUAUUUAUUCACCAUUUAUUGUCUAGCGCUUAGCCAUACCUGUACUAAAAAGCUGUUCUUCUUUACUGCUUCUAACUUACCUAGUAAAGGGACACUAUUGAAAGUUUGGAUGUACUUUAAGAAAUAUACAGUAGAUGGUGUCACAGUAUAUUAUACAGUGAGUGUGUCCGCUGUCAGGAUUGGUUGUCAGUUUCCUUGAUUGUACAAUAUAUGACAAAGAGUAAAGAGAAACAGGCAGUGUGUGAUCAUGGCUUCCAGCCUGUGGAAGAUCUUGAGUUUCCCCUGGAUUUCAGUGACUUUAUAUCAGAUCCUGCAGUUAGUUUUCCUGCUGUCCUUGGCUCUCCUGCUGCUGAAAUUCAUUUCACUUUAUAAAAGAUGGAGAAAACUGGAAGCAGCUUUUCAAAGCUUUCCUGGCCCCCCGGGUCACUGGCUGUUUGGACAUGUCACACAGGUGAGAAUCUUUAUCUUAAAGGGACAAUGGCACAGUGGCUUUACAAUAAGAGUUUGCUAUAGUCACCAAAUUACAGUAACAAAGUUACUAAACAGCUUAUUAGAAAUAAUAGUAAUAUGUUAUAAUGUAUCAUAUAUCGGAUCGCAAUUUAAGUAGAAACUGUCUCAAUAUUGUAGGACUGUAUUGUUUUCAUCGUCACAGUAUAUAUUAUUGAAGUGUUACUGAUGUGCAAGAAGCUGUAGAUCCACAUAUAAACAAUUUAGACUGAGACACAACAAAGUACUGGGUUCUCUUCCCACAAAUUUUCCCACAGUCCAAUCUCCAGUAAAAUUAGAGAAUUUGCAUAGUUUUGCAUUAUAUGCCUUUAUGUGCCUGGGAAAGGGGAAUUAUUUUAAUCAAAUCUAAAUUUAAGAAAAAUUAAACUAACAUGGUUGUAUUUAUCUUGCAUGAAUUGUCUGGAACUCAAAAUGAAUUUAAAUGUUUUAGCCAAAACAGGCAAAAAAAAGCUGACUUGUAGAAUUUUUCCAGUUUGGUUUUUUUUUUUGGUCCAAAAAUAUCAACUUCUCUUUGAAUGCACUUUGAAGUUCCAGCAAUUCAUAUUAUGCAGAUAUUUUUUUUACUAAACUCCAAACUGGAUUAAUCUGAAACUUAAUAAUAACAAUAAAGCCUUAAACUAAUUCUGCAAUAGUCAAUAUGUAACUUUAGCCGAAGUUGGUAAAUGGUUCCAGAUCAGCUAUUUUAGUCAGCUUUCAAUUCCGCACAGUUUGGAGUUUAGUGAAUAAACCCUGAAAUUAUUGUUUAGUGCCACAACAAUAACAACAACGACAAUAGAAAAUGUGAUAUCUCCCUGUGCUAUCUGUCUAAAUAUACUGUAAUCCUAUUCAGGAUGGUUAAUCUUUAAUGGAUAUAUGCUAUGGGUUUCUUGGGAGGAAUUUGAUCUGUUGGUUAUUUCUUGAGAUCCCAAUACAGAUAGGAAUCUUUACAGAAUUACAUUCCUCUUGAUUAGCAAUCUUAUCUUCAAAAAGGUUAUUUGCCCCACAAAUGUGAGUGAAGAGUUUAGAGUAAAAAAAAAAGAAAAGGUUUAUAAAGUAAAGGGUUGCUCCAAGCACUGUGACCACUUUUGCUUUUAGAAGUGGUUAUGGAGCAAGCAUUCUGUAUGUGCAGGUCUAUCAGCUGUCCAUUAAAAAUAAAUGUUUAUAGUGUUCCCUUGUAGAAUAAUUCCCAAAUAAAGAAAACAUUGAUACCAUCUGUCCCUUACUCUCAAUCCAGACACCCAUAUCUAAUGUGAAUGUGUAGAGAGAAUAUGUAAUAUUUUACACACCUAUCACUCCCUUGACCAGCCGCUUGUCUACCCCACACUCCCUUCCCUCCUCAGCUCAGAGCGAGUUCAAUCCAUGCAUGCGAUCUGACCAUGUGAGAUCAGUUCAACAAUAUAAUGGUUCCCUCAAAGAGUGAAACAGGAACACGGAAUGAUGACGGAUGGGGCGUGGAAAGGAUUGGGGAGUACUUUGCUUGGUGCUGUAUUCAAGUAAAAUUUAAAGCUUAUUGUACAGGCUUUUUGGAAACAAUAUCGGGAGAGAGGGGAGUGACAGAACCAUAGGGAAACUAAAUUUAGGCUAGAGUACCACAGCUGUAACUGUAGCUCAGCUGGAAAAUGUUUCCAAAUUUGCUAAUUUGGACCACAUUUUACAAUAUUAUUUUAACUCACAACAAUUUGAUGUUUAUUAACAUAUAACAAUAAUAAUAAUAAUAAUAAUAAUAAUAAUAAUAAUAAUAAUAAAAGAAACAACACUAUGUGGGAGAUACUUACUGAGAACAGCAAAAACGUAAUAGCUUGAUCUUGGUUAGGUCACAUUGAGCAUACAUUUUAUGUCCUAGUCCCAGGUUUGGUGGAAGAAUCCAGACUUUGGAAUCCAGUCCCACAAACAAACAUGGACAAGUCCUGAGAAAGCACAGAGGGCACAAAUAGAUCAUUAGACAUGGUCAUGAUUUAUAGGUCAUAUUGCUCUCAGGGCUUUAAGCAGUGCUCUGCAUAUAGUCAGUGCCAAGUGGUACUGGCCUGUGUGGCUACCUGUCAGCCUAGUGGGCAUGCAUGCUGGACUAACAUACCCCUUUUUUCAGGAUUUUUCAAUCUGCUCCACAUCAUAGCAUUCCCAUCCACAACAUGACCACUUCCUGAGCUCAUAUUUCUUACAGUGGAUCUGUCACCUUCUGAAGUCUUUGUAUAUUUUGCAAAGACCCCCUAUGGGUGACUUUGCAGCAUGGUGGGUGGUGGUCCAAGACUGCAGCGAAAGUAACUUACCUGAUGCUGUCCCCUGCAGUUGCGGUCAUCUUUUUUCUAUAGCUUUUGACACUUCAUUCACCAGGAAGCAAUGUCAGUGCAAGAAAGUCCAACAUGGAUGUUUAUGGAGGAUAAUGCAAGUCUGCAGGAACCUCCAUAGAUGUUAUUUUGCAAUUAGCAAGGCAUCAUCUUAUUCCUACAGCUGUUGCUAGCGAAGGCUGGGAGAAGUGACAAAACUUGAUGGCAGUAGUUCUGCCAUUUGUCAAGUUUUGUCAACUCGAGGAUUCUACAUAAGACAAAGUAGUAUCUACUUUGAUUUAUGAUAUAUUUUGUUCGCAUUGGAAAGUCAAUGAAAUUCCAACACAGUCUUUAUGAAAGACUGAAAAGAAAGAAGAUUCCUCUAGACCAAAAUGGUUCGACCACGCUAACCAUUUUGAUGUUUUAAGGUUUUGUUUUCCAAUUCAGAUACUUUGACCUAAAAUAUGAAAUUUACUUUUAAUUCACUUUGUGAGAUUUUUCAACCCCUGGUUGUUCAUGUUAUUAGUGCAUUGGAAUAAACUAGAGUCCAGAAAUUACAUUCUAAGAGAUUUACCAUUUUACCACUACGUACUUCAAUAUGUGCAGAAAGAACAUGUAGCUAUUGCUUUUGGGUUCCUUUAAUGUUCAGCUGACCAUCCCAAUAGAGGACGUUUUUAAAAUUAAUUUAUGUUUUUACACAGUAAUAAGCAAUGUGAACCCCACAUGUCUUGAUUUUAAUACAUAUCUGCUGAAAAAAACAAAACAAGGUUUGUAUCAUGUCUGUCUAUGUGCCUUUUUUCCAGUUCCAGCGAGAUGGUAAAGACCUGGAUAGGGUAGUUGCCUUUGCAGAACAAUACCCAAAUGCUUUUCCGAUGUGGGUAGGAAAAAUAUUUGCCAACUUGAUCAUAGUUCAUCCAGAAUAUGCCAAAGCAAUACUCGGACGAUCAGGUGGGAGAGCAUAGCUGUAUGUUUCUUUCAGCUGAUAGAUACAUUGUAAAUGUUAAAGUGUGGUGCUUGACAAGGGAGACGACUGGUCCUUUUAGCCAUCUUCAGUUAUAACUCUCAGAAUUACCACUUGACAGUCAUCUUGUAGAUAAUGUAAACAUGGCAUAUACCAUGAACAUCUAUUGAAUCUUACAUCUCAUAUUAAAAUGUUGUUGUGUUUUGAGGACACUUAGUUUUUAGAAAGUGACUGAUUAGUGGAUCUAUACUAAAUUUUCUCAAAAAACUUUUUCAUGCUCCCUUCUCUCACAUCAAAUAGUCCUCUCUGUAUCUGUGUUUAUCUAUCUAUCUAUCGAUCAAUUAAGAUCUCAUGGGGUCCUAGGCAGGUUACCAAUUUAGGACAUCCAUUCAUUCUUCACAUAGGGAUGGAUGCUGGGUCAAGCAAAUUUAUGGAUCCAGGGCCGGUGUCUAACUCCUAGGCUCUAGGCAGCUUCCUAAGGUCACCUUAUGGUUAAUCCUGAUCUCUAUCUAUCUAUCUGUCGAUCUAUCGUUACCUAGCCAUCCAUCUAAUAACUAUAACACACCCAGCUAACCAUGCAUUACCUAUACUUCCAUAUUAAAUUAAAUCUUAUGAACAAAUUAGUAGGGACAUUUCCCUGUCCAUUUCCUAGAACAUAGAGAUAAACAUGUCCUUUUAUUUCGUUCUUGGCAUUUAUUAACCACCAAUUCUUCAUCCUUUUUUCAGAUCCCAAAACUCCCAUUGCCUACAACUUCUUGGUUCCUUGGAUAGGUAUGUACCUGCUUUUUCUGAGCAGCUGACAUUCUUACAGCAAAACAUAGAUUUGCAUGAGGUUCUGGUUGGAAAAGCACUCCAUGUUUUGGCAAUAUUUCUGGAAUGUUUGAUUGAAAGCGGACAUUUUGGUGUCCAUGCGGCAUGAUGCAAGAGCAACCAAAAAAGUAACUAGACAGCUGUGAAGCAACCACUGGACUGUGGCAGAAAGGAUGAUAGUCAAUAAGGUAGAUGUAAAUAUUUAUUGGAGGAGGGAAAUAGAGAGAAAAAUUGAAAAAAAAAGGGAAGGGGGAGAGGGGUUAGGAAUAAAUCUAUGCUCAAUUCCAAAUCUUAUAGCCCUAAAAGUAAUGCAAACUCUGCAUUAAAUUUUAUGCUAAUAAUGUCAAUGUUAAUCACUAAAGUGAGAAUUCAAAAUUCAUUUUAAAAUUGAGACCAAAAUAGAAAAACUGGAAACGUCCUCCAAGUUCGCAGUGUUUUCGGAUCAGCUACUUUGACUUUAGAUUUUAAAUUUACUUUGUUAAAGCCCAGUUAAUAUUUUUGGAUAAAGCUUUAAAAUAUUUUUUAUCAAAAUAUUAUAGUACCAUACACUGUAUAUAUUUUGAAAGUUUAAUAUAGUUUAAUGGUGAAAUCAUCUGAGCAUCUUACAUUCUUAUUCUUUAUUUUGAUAAUUUUUACAGUGAAUAUUAUUAUUUAUUUACUUAUUUAUUUAUUAAUUUAGUUAUGUUUCACCCAAAAAUGAAAGCUAGAAAACCAAACAAAAAAAAAAACAAAAAAACAAUUUGAUCUGAUUUCUAGACACUGGGGAAAUGUUCUAAUCCUUAGUCCUCAUGCAGCCUCUUACUGGGUGCAUAUAUUUUGGAGAUGCACACAGUGCUUUCCAUGCAGAAAUUCACUAUGAGGCAGAUCUUGAUGAGCAGUGAUGAAUUUAGCUUUGGCUGCCCUAGCCUCAGUUAUACUUUAUUGAGUUCAGACAUACGUAUACAGUAAGUAUGGCAACACACACACACGCACUCAUACAUACAUGCAUACAUAGGUCAUAUAUAUACAUUUCUCCCUACAUUUCAAAUAGACAAAGAGGUACAGUUCAGUUUUAGGGGUGUGAGUGGGGGUAUGGCCUUGGGCAGGGCUGUUCCAAGAAAUUUUAGGUGACUUACUCAUAACUAUUUUUAACAACUAAAAUAUAAUUAAGAACAAGAACAAUGUAUCUUAUUUACAUUAACAAAUAUAUUGUAGUUUAAAGACACAUUACUGGGAUUAUUAUUACUGUAGAGCUCUGUUAUACACUCAGACACAUUACUGGGAGUAAUAUUGCUGUGGAGCUCUGUUAUACACAGGCACAUUACUGGGUGUAUUAUUGCUGUGGAGCUCUGUUAUACACUCAGACACAUUACUGGGAGUAUUAUUGCUGUGGAGUUGUGUUAUACAGUCAGACACAUUGCUGAGAGUAAUAUUGCUGUGGAGCUCUGUUAUACAAUCAGACACAAUCCUGAGAGUAUUAUUGCUGUGGAGCUCUGUUAUACAGUCAGACACAUUUACUGGGAGUAUUAUUGCUGUGGAGCUAUGUUAUACACUCAGACACAUUAGUGAGAUUAUUAUUGCUGUGGAGCUCAGUUAAACACUCAGACACAGUACUGGGAGUAUUAUUGCUGUGGAGCUCUGUUAUACACUCAGACACAUUACUUGGAGUAUUAUUGCUGUGGAGCUCUGUUAUACACUCAGACACAUUACUUGGAGUAUUAUUGCUGUGGAGCUCUGUUAGAAACUCAGACACAUUACUGGGAGUAUUAUUGCUGUGACGUUGUGUUAUACACUCAGAGGCCCUUACGAUCUGCUGAAGACUCACGUCUAUCUUCUGUCCGUACUCCCACCUCUGAUGCUCGCCUUCAAGAUUUCUCGAGGGCUGCACCGUUCCUGUGGAACUUGCUUCCCUCCUCCAUUAGAUGCUCACCCAUUCUCCACUCCUUCAAAAAAUCAUUAAAAACCCACUUCUUCAUAAAAGCGUAUCAAUGAAACUGUUAAUAGCUCCCGACUGAUUCCUCUUCUGAAACUGUCACUAGUCUAAUACUAUCCUUACCUUUUUGUGUCAUUUUACCCCACUCCCUCUAGCAUGUAAGCUCAUUGAGCAGGGCCCUCAACCCCUCUGUUCCUGUGUGUCCAACUUGUCUGGUUAAAACUACAUGUCUGUUUGUCCACCCAUUGUAAAGCGCUGCGGAAUUUGAUGGUGCUAUAUAAAUACCAUAAUGAUAAUAAUAAUAAUUAGAUUAGAUGCACUCUAUAUAUGUGUAUGGUUGAUAUGAAAAAAUAUUCCUCUCCUCUCCCUUCAGCUUAUCUCUGUCACCUAGGGCUAAGGAACAGAAGAUGGCAUUGUCCUACAGUCUGUGGCCUCUACUGGUGGGGGAAAAGGGGAGCUACAGUCUCAAUUCCCAUCUCAGCAACCACUGUCUAUAGCAACAGGCUGGAAAUGAUGAGAAAAUGGUGGCCCGCAUUCUACAGUCAUAUUAACUGCUUGCUGCAAGAACCCUAGUUCACGUCCUGAGGACUCAUGGGAAUGGUAGGGGAGAGCAUACCAUGGGAACAUUUAAAAUGAUACAGGUAGCUGCCUUAGGAAGUAUCUGUUGGAUGAUUUAAAAAAUAAAUCCAGAAUCUCUCAGCAACCGCCAUCCUGACACUUUUGCCCAGUUCUAGUCAGUCUACGCCCAAAUAUCAAAAUUGAUGAGUGUGGUAAGUCACAAUUACAUAUAGACACACAGUCUAUUAGAUUAGAUGCACUCUAUAUAUGUGUAUGGUUGAUAUGAAAAAAAUAUUCCUCUCCCCUCCCUUCAGCUUAUUUAUGUCACCAGGGGCUGAGGAACAGAAGAUGGCAUUGUCCUACAGUCUGUGGCCUCUACUGGUGGGGGAGGAGGGGAGCUACAGUCUCAGUUCCCAUCUCAGAAACCACUGCCUAUAGCAACAGGCUUGAAAUUAUGAGAAAAUGGUGGCCCACAUUCUACAGUCAUGUUAACUGCUUGCUGCAAGAACCCUAGUUUACAUCCUGAGGACUCAUGGGAAUGGUAGGGGAGAGCAUACCAUGGGAACAGUUAAAAUGAUACAGGUAGCUGCCUUAGGAAGUAUCUGUUGAGUGAUUUAAAAAAUAAAUCCAGAAUAUCUCAGCUCCCUCCAUCCUGACACCUUUGCCCAGUUCUAGUCAGUCUCUGCCCAAAUAUCCAGAUUGAUGAGUGUGGCGGAAUUCACCUAUGUUCCCUUAUGAUUUCCUGGUUUGUUCGGUAAAACCGCGUUCACCUAAUUAUUACCAUUGUUUUGUUCGACUACCGAACAAACCAACGAAAGAUCCAGACCACCUGUAUGGUUGUUAACCUGCAUCACCCCUGUUAACACUUCCAUAAAGGUUCACACCUCAGUGUUUUAAAUGGUCGGCUGGGUGGCCAACGUUUGUAUGUGCGAACACGUGGUGUUGGCCAUCUUGUUUUGGCGAAUGCAGACAGCGGUGUUUGGUCGUCGAGUGCAUGGAACUAAAAUUGGACACUCAACCUCGCAAACACCGCUGAACUUCCAUCUCCGCCUGCAUUCAUUUCUAUACAUCUGAAAAGAACACUGUUCAGUGGAAUCAUUCCUACGAAUGAGGGGCACACAAUUAGCAUACGGGUGAAAGCAUCCAUUUGGUAUUUUGUGCAUUUUCAUGUUCCCGAAAGAGACUACCCCAGAUUCUAUUGAACUACAUGUGCAGUCGGUCAAAACUUUACCCCGGUCGCAUUUUGGCUGUUUUCAUGGGAUCUGAGCGCUUUUUGGAUAUGUUGUGCAUUCCGAUCCCGGCUUUCUGGGGAUAUACUUGAGGGUGUACAUGGUUGUUUUAUGUGUUGUGAUCCUUGUUUGCAGGUAGCACGGCCCUCUAGGGUAAAAACAUGCACAGUCCUUGUAAUUGCAUAUACUCAGGCACUUUAUUUGCAAAUCCACACAGGAUACAGCAGUAAAUUAAAACAUAAAUGAAACACAAAACCCUAUAAACAAAAACCUAGCUCGGUCUGAGCACUAACUAACUUUGAAUGUCCCUCUCUAUCAGGGUUAAACUAACAAAACAUAUGGCACCAACCUUAUUAGUUAGCAACACUCUGCUGGCUAGCCUGUUGCGUUCCUUUCCUGCACUCCCAGUGCUCCAAGCCAGCCUUGCCCUGACUGCUUUCCUUUCUGCACUCCCAGUGCUCCAAGCCAGCCUUGCCCUGACUGCUUUCCUUUCUGCACUCCCAGUGCUCCAAGCCAGCCUUGCCCUGACUGCUUCCUUUCUGCACUCCCAGUGCUUAGUCUCCUUGACUCUAUCUGGAGAGAACAGCUCUCUCUCCUACCUGCUUCCUGGGAGGAAGCCAGCAAUCCCUCUCCUACCUGCCUAGCCGGGAGGAGUUUAUUCCCACUGCAAUAGCUCAUUAACUGCAGCUGAGCAGUGGGUUGGAGACAAUCCAAAAAACCCUGGCCUGGAUCUAUGUCUCCCCAGAAAACCACUAAACUGUGGAGUGGAGCACUGGCCCACCCUUCUCUCCAAAUGCUCCACCCCAGGGGCCCAUAACUAAAUAAAGCUUUGUGUUGUGCAACACACAAACUACACGUACUUCCCCUGGGGUUAAAAGGCCUAUCUGCCUUCACUUUAUCACAGUGUGUUUUGGGUGUCAUAAAAAUUGUAGAUUUUUCUGUACCUGAGAGAUAAUUUCAUUAUGUUUUUUUUCCAGGUAAUUAUCUCUCAGGCACAGAGGAUCAUGGAAAGGAUUACCCUGUUAACUUGUAUGGGAAGCUUGUAGGGGCUUUUGCAUAAAAGGCCGUGUGUGGCUCUGAAUAAACCAGUUGACUCCCAGAAUUGUGUGUCGUCUGGUUACUGGGGGUUUGGGAUAUAUCUGCUAAACGGUACUUCUUUUACAGCUUCUGAGAACACCAGUGGAGAUUUCGGAUUUUAUUAUUGCAGCUCCGUUACAAUGAGGUCAUAGAAAAACGUUUUCUAGUUACAUAUAGAUAUAACUGCAUUUGGUAAAGAAUUAUCCUAGUCAUUAAACACGGAAAAUACAAUGUAAAAACCAAUAUAAAUUGUUAUCUGUUAUUUGUUGCAGGGAACGGGCUGCUGGUUUUGUCUGGAGAGACUUGGUUCCAGCAUCGCAGGCUUCUCACAUCAGGGUUUCACUAUGAUGUAUUAAAACCUUAUAUCAAAUUGAUCUCUGAUUCUACAAAUAUCAUGCUGGUAGGUGACGAAUACACAUUGUAACAUAUUUCAGAAGGUCUGCAAUAUGUGUUGAAAUCAAAAUUAAUGACAAAGAUCCACACUUCUAGGCUGAUCAAGUGAUAUGGAAAGGAAGGAACUCUUUUCAAAAUUUGAAUCGUAAAAUUCAAGGGGUAUUAAUUAAUAAUGGGUUAGCUUAUCUAAUGUACCACCUUCUGUCUCUACUUCGUGUCACUACAUCUGCAAACAAACGAAAGUCUUGCUGGUUUACAAUUAAUUCUGCUGUGUGACAUCACUGGCAUAUACCCCACAUAUACAAUUAAUGUAUUUUCCGCUGUCGAAUUCUAUAACGUGUGCGCAAUGCUUCAUAGAAUUCAGGAGUUGUGAUUGAGAUAUUGCUCACUGCUUCCCCAUCAGUUUAUUAUUGUGCAUUAUAUCCUUUAUUAUUGCAAUUUUGUUCUAGGGCAACUGGGAGCCUCUUUGCAGUAAGGGCCAGUCUGUGGAGUUAUUUCAGCACGUGAGCUUGAUGGCGCUAGACAGCAUCAUGAAAUGUGCCUUUAGCUACAAGAGCAACUGCCAGACUGACAAGUGAGUCCGCUCAUCUAUCCAAAACGUCCAGCAAUAUAGUCAUUAUUAACAUUCUAAGAAUGUUAAAAGAACACCAUGGUGUUCAUUAGCUACAAUAGACCAGAGAUAGUAAAUUAGCAUCCAUGAUUUAGAAUUUAGAAGGAAUUCCUGAAAACUAACUUCAUUGGAAUCAGUAUCUACUCCAUAGUCUAUAGUCUUGAUCAGCAUAUCAUUUUGGAUAAGCUUUUACAAUGAUUUAAUAUUUUUACAUAAACUUUUAAAUGAUUUAAUAUGUUGAAAAGCAUUUUAGUGUUUUGAUAUUGUUUUGAUAUAUAUAUUUUUUUUAUGUAUACAUUUUUCUAUUUGAAUCUUUUGAAAAAAUCAUUUUAAAAGUUUAUCCAAAAAUAUUAAAACAAGGAAAGUCAUUACUUGAAAAAAAAAAAACCUCCUGAACUGUUUCCACUAAAGUUGAUGAGUGAUCAUUCUCUAUAAAUAAAAUAAAAAUACUGUAUUAAUACUAACUAAGGUCUUUCUCUCUGUUUUGUGUUUAAACCUGGUUGUCUAUAGUCUAUAGGAAACCUCUACCUGAAUGUACUUUGAAAGAUAAAUGAUCUACUUGAUGUGAACAUCCCUUAUUCUCUUCUCUGACAUAUAAAGUGUUAAAACGGUCUAUGAAACUGUAACUCAGCCCAAAUACAUAAACGUGAAAAAUGGUUAUCAUGAGGAUAGAGAGAUUAAUACAACCUUUUCUUAUAACAGUAAGUCAGAAACAAAACAAUGAUGGGGAAAUGAUAUGAAUUAGAAAAUGGUAUUGACAGGAUGGACAUGUGAUUUUAAUUUGCCAUUGGUUGUAUUGGUGUUCUGGAAAGAGGACAACAUUUAGGGUUUGAGGUGUUUUAAAACUAUGAUACAGGGAGGGUAAGUUAGCUAGUGUAAGUUAAAAUAAUUUUAUAAGUAAAACUAAAGAUACGGUGUACUCACCUUACCAAUAGUGAUGUCCCAAAUGGUUCGCCGAAUGGUUUGCCGCGGACGGCGAACAAAUGCGGUAAACUUUGACCCUGUACCUCACAGUCAGCAGACACAUUCCAGCCAAUCAGCAGCUGACCCUCCCUCCCAGACCCUCCCACCUCCUGAACAGCAUCCUUUUUACAUUCAUUGUGAAGCUGCAUUCUUAGUGAGCUGUCCAGGAGGUGGGAGGGUCUGGGAGGGAGGGUCUGCUGCUGAUUGGCUGGAAUGUGUCUGCUGACUGUGAGGUACAGGGUCAAAGUUUACCGCAAAUUAACCUUUCGGCGAACCGUUCGGACAUCACUACUUACCAGCUAAGGGCUAAACUCCAAUAGAUAAUGAUCUGAGAUCAGUGUAUCAACCUGUACAACACAUGGGGGAACAUAGAACAUUUGACAACCAACAGAACUUCAAUGAUAAAAUGCUUUCUUUUAUUGAGAAUCAAAAAUAAAUAAUCAAAAAAAAUGGAUAUAGAGAAAUAUUGCACAUGAAAAUUUUAAAAUAUCUUGACCUGAGGACACCACAUGCCUUAGGUGUUUCAUACUUCUCAAGAACUUAUUUAGAGCCUGGAGAGACUCCUUCUCUCUACUUGCAUCCCUAAUAAUCUUUAUUUCACCCCAUUAUCUUAAGAUUUCUCAUGUUUCCAUACAAUGAGCCAUCUACCUCAGUUAUUUUUGUAAACUCUUAAAACCGAGCUAUUCACAGACAUCUUCCUUGACUCUCAUUAGUACCAUUAGCUUUGUUGCACAAAAUGACCUCCAAACCCAUUCAUUUUAUCUCAUUACAUUCUCCAAGCAUGUUCAUCACCUUGACAUCUUCCUGCCUACUCCAGCUCUAAAUAUUAAUCUAUGUUCUGCAUCUUACCUUUGCAGAGAUGACACCUACAUCCGUGCUGUAUAUGACCUCUCCUUUCUGACCCAUCACAGAACCCGAACAUUUCCCUAUCACAGUGACCUAAUUUAUUAUCUGAGUCCACAUGGCUUUCGUUUCCGCAAAGCCUGUAAGAUUGCCCACCAGCACACAGGUAGGCUCACGGCAUUUCUUCUUCUCAUAAUCAUUGAAUUGAAAUAAAAUGUUCACAACAAACAUGCCAUCUGGAAAAAAUAGAGAGAGUAUUCAUUUUCACCAUUUUUUGUAUUGACACUUCUUGGUUGGAGAUAAGGUCCCUGUAACGGAGAGGCAGUAUAAUCCACGAUAUCUCCGUUGGGUAACAGGAACAACAAAGGAUAAUCCAGGGAAUCAGCAUACAAUAAUCCAGACAGCACUGUAGUAACCCUUCCUUCCCAAGAACUAGACGACACAUAGGCUGGGAGUCAACUGAGAUCUUUUAAUUCAGCUCCACAAUUUAUACAAGUCCCCAUGCAAGGGGUUUCCUGAGUCCCCUCCCAGGGACAUUCCCAGAGGGGACUACAUGGGGAACUUACAAAGCAAGACAUUUUUCCCAUCAGGCACUGCUGCACGAGAGGGAUCCUCCCACUGGAAUAUACCGUUAAGUGGAUUAUCCCUCCGUGCAGCAGAGCUUACAAUUCGUAUAAAAAUACAUAACUUCAUGAAUAUGCAGUCUAUUUAAACGAAUGGAUCUUCGGUAGAUAGCUGGGGUCUGGGCGCAUCAUUCGUGAGAUUACCGCUCAGAUCCCAGCUAAAAUAACCGAACGCCGCACGAAAAACACAUUCAUUACAAAACAUAUUAAAAGAACCGAUUGCCUUCCAGGGAAUAAAAUACCGAACGGCCUGAAACUCCCGAACGUCCUGGAGGCUCAGCGGUGUUCGUGCCGUCGAGUAGCCGUUUUUGGUACCAUGCGCUCGACGACCUAACACCGCUGAGGGAACAAAGGAUCCAAGAUGGCCGACCGCCGCAUGGUCGGUAGUCGAACGACGGCCACCCAGGAGAGCCUCCAAUUACCGAUUGCAACAUUGUUGCAAUCGGUUAAUAGGUGCCACACGCCUCUAAGUGUGUGGGCUAUAAAAUGAUAUGUUGUUCGUUUCCCGAACGGCCCGCAAAGGUGCCGUUCGUGAAACGAAAGGAAUUAGCUAUCUGCGGUCGGCAGAUAGCGCAGGCAGGAGAUACAGCAUUAACAUUGUAUUACAGUACAUGUUCUAACACCCACAAGGACCCCCAUCCCGGCAACCCUUAAAGCGACAGUACAAAAAUAAUGUCCAAGUGGCUAGGUUUGCCACAGUCCCUCAAGGUAAGCCAUAAGUUUCUCGUUAUACUUUGUCCCCAUGCAGGUGUCUUAUUUGUCUAUGAAAAAAUGUUGUCCUUCCUUUAAACUGUGGGAUGUUUUCUGUCCUCAGAAAUUAUGUGUACAUUUUAAUUCAUUAUAUGCAUCUUAUUGUUUGAGUCUCUUAAAGAGAAAUCAAACUUUGCUGUAAAACAUCUAAAUUUAAAACCUACACAUUUUAAAAUAUGUAACAUAUGCUUUAAAAAAACGUAUUUUUUUUUGUUUUGUCUUUUGUGUUUUACAAAAGAUCAAUAAUAUGUGGCAGGACUAUACAAAAUUAAAACAUGACAUAGAGAUAGAUUUUUUUUUUAUAUGUUACUGAUUAUCUUAAAAAGAAUUGGGGUUUGCAUUUUAUUAAGUUAGCAAUUUUAUCCUUCUAAGCCCUGUUCCCAGAGUAUCCUGUUCCGUAAUGCUCAGACUGCCUCUGAAAGCAUCCAGGCAAUUCGAGCCUUCCUAUUGACCAGGUUAUCAUUAAUCCUAAUAAUACCCAGGAACACCAAAUUACAAGGAUUCAAGCUCAGAGAUACCAGCCAUGAGAUCUAGACUGUCAUACUACUGCCUGCAAAACCAGAAUUUAACAUGCUUGACACAUUCAUUUAAUUUCUGUCUUGAUAGUUUGCAUGAAAAGAGAUACAACCUGUUUAACAAAGUACAUUCUGUAUACAUUAAAUAUCAGUUUGUUUUUGUUUUUUAAAUAUUGGUUUUAAAAUUUAUCAUACGUAUCAUUGCGAGACAGAUAAUGUAAUUGCACAGAGAAAAAAACUCUUGGAAAACAGAGAAGAAAUGGAUAAAGUGAAGCAGAAGAGACACCCCGAUUUCCUGGACAUCCUGCUCUGUGCUAAGGUAAUAGCAACAAUAUAUCACCGUUAAAGGGUUCCUCCGAGCACCAUAACAACUUUAAUGUUUUGAAAUGUUCAUGUUAUCUGGUGUCUGUGUGUGGAUUUUGUUAUGAAACGUUGCACAGAGUGUAACGCCACCACCAGCAGUGUCAUUGGGAUGUCAUUAGCUAGCCCAGAACAAGAAUUCCGGGCUGGCUUACGUCAAGUAUUUCUAUAGUUCUAUGCACAGAGUGUCAUUCCUUGGCUGAAAAAGCACUGCUGACCUGCUUAACCAAUGAAUGACCAACACAUUCAUCAGCUCUGCAGAAGUCCGAUAUAUGUCACUGACAAUUAGAGAUUCUUUGGUGCCCAGCGAGACUCGGGUAAGUGGGCAAAUUGAUUCAAAUGAGUUUGUCUCAUUACUGGGGAAUGGCAACAGAGUACUCCUCACAGCAUAACUAUUGCAGAGGGGUGCAGUUGUUUUGCAGCUUGGAGUAACCCUUUAAGUAAAAGUUUUCUUUUUAUAAAGAUGUUCCUGUGUUUUCAGUGAUCAGUAGGGAUAAAAAAAACUACUAGGGUCAAUAUUACUAAAACUAUUUUGAAAAAGUGUAAUUAAAAUUGUCAUAAUCAAAUUGUCUCGUAUAUCAUAGACUGUUAUACAUAACUAUAAGCCUGUCUUUGCAUACCUCUUUCAAUUCAGCUUGAAUUGUAAAAAAAAUUAAAUAUGUGCAGAUUACCUGUCUUGAAUACUGAAAAUUGUUCUCUCCUCUUGUUAUGCUGUCAAGACUGCCAAUAUGAUGUUACUUCUCAUGCACAACCACAAUAAAGAAUUUUUUAAAAAAAAUUGGCCAAAAUCUUUAAAUCGAUGAGAUUUAGACAUAGUUGAUGUAAUGUAUGACAAGGGAUUAAUACCCAUUGGACAGCCCUGCUGAAUUUGUUAACGUUUUAUAAAUAAUUAUAAUAAUAAUAAUAAUAAGACAAAAAACCACAAUACCUUAGAUAUCUGAAUGAAGCUAUAUUUCUAAUCCUCUAUCUGUGCGACCAUAAUCACCUCCAACAAAUGGGUGGAGUAUCUCAGUGGUGGAAAUAAUUCAAAAGAUGACAUCCCGUUUUUCAGAUAUAUUGAUGAUGUCUAAAAAUAUUUACUGGUUACUGUGAUUCAUAAAGUUUAUUAUUGUACAUGAUUAUUAAGUGUAUGGAAAUGCAUAAGAUUUUAGAAAAAUAUAUUUACCUCUUCCCAUUAAAAAAAAAAAAAAGUGAUGUGUUUAUUUGGGCUGAAUUCCAACAGUAGGAAUAUAUUGAAUUGAAGUUUUUAGUGUUUCUUGUUAGUAGUUGUAUUCCCUAAAUUUCAAAUUCAAAGUUUUUCAACUGAACUACGCAUUCAGCUUGACUAUUUUGGCCAAAAUGUUCUGGGCUCUACACAGUGACACAACAGUAGCAUUGAGAUAAGGUUAACAAUGGACAGUAUAGCAGAUUAGACCCAUCAACAUUAGAUUAUAAAGACUACAUUUCUGCUUGGCAUUGAGAAGGAGCCUCAAUUUGAGUCUGGAUAUGAGAAAUUGAAGUGCUAUCACUUACUGAAUAUCCAUUUAUUUAUGGCUUCUUUUCUGCUGAUUGCGAACAGAGUUGUACGCUCUGUAGAGGAAAAUAAAUUAUUCACCUCCAUAAAUGAUACAGAAUAAGGUAAAUAGAGAUAUAUAUUUCCAGUAUAUGCAGGAACAUCUCUUUAUUCAUAUUGCUAAGUUAGCCAAAUAUGCAUAUUUUAAUUGCAAUUUCUUCCAAACAUCUUUAUUUGUGUAUUCCAGGAUGAAAAAGGCCAGGGUUUGUCAGAUGAGGACUUGCGAGCCGAGGUGGACACCUUCAUGUUUGAGGGACAUGAUACCACAGCUAGUGGGAUCUCCUGGAUCUUAUACUGUAUGGCUAAAUACCCAGAGCACCAACAGAAGUGCAGGGAAGAGAUCAGAGAGAUCUUAGGGAAGAGAGAUACAAUGGAAUGGUACGUUUAAGGAUACGCACUCUACUUUCUUAGACCACCUAUGCACUCCACCAGAAAUAGAAAUAAAUAUAUAGAUUUCCCCUGCUGGCACUCACCAUUUACCAUGGUUUAAUCUACCUGUGUUUUUCUCUUACUUGUUUUUCUUUUUAGUCUUUAUAUUCACUCAUAUUUUAUUAGUUUACCAAAUAAAAUCCUUUAAAAUGGAACCUGGCUGUACAGGGUGACUUUUUUUUCAUGGCACCAUUAAUUGUAAGGAAUUAUCUAGAUUACAAGUUUGGUAAAUGAUAAAGCAAACAAACUGUUCGGUUCAGCUUGAUUAUUUUGGCCUAACAUGAAUAAUUCUCAUGUUAGCUCCUGACUGAGUAAAUAAACAAAUGAAUGUGCUUCAUAUUUUAUGGCACAAAAAAAACCCUUUCUAAUUAAGAAUGAUAUGUUCAUUGAUUUCCAAUUCCCAGGGACGACCUGAGCAAAAUGUCUUAUACCACCAUGUGCAUCAAGGAGAGCCUCCGUUUAUAUCCUCCUGUUCCUGUCAUAUCCAGAGAGCUUGACAAACCAAUCACAUUCUACGAUGGGCGGUCCUUACCCGCAGGUGGGUGUAAAUGAUUGGUGUUUUAAGACUUGAGCACAGGAAGUUACUGUGUAAACACAUACUUCCCAACAUUUCAUAUGGACAAAGGGGGGACAUAUAACUAUAGGGGUGUGCGUGAGUGGAGCGGCGGCUUGGAGCGGGGCUGUUCUGAGAAAAUUUAGGUGACUUACUAAUAACAAUUUAUGCAACUAAAAUGUAAUUUAGAAGGAAAACAAUGUAUCUUAUUUACACAGACUGAUUUCUAAACACAUUUAUUGUAGUUUAAAGACACAUUACUGGGAGUAUUAUUGCUGUGGAGCUCUGUUAUACAGUCAGACACAUUACUGGCAGUAUUAUUGCUGUGGAGCUCUGUUAUACACUCAGACACAUUACUGGGAGUAUUAUUGCUGUGGAGCUCUGUUAUACACUCAGACACAUUACUGGGAGUAUUAUUGCUGUGGAGCUCUGUUAUACACUCAGACACAUUACUGGGAGCAUUAUUGUUGUGGAGCUCUGUUAUACUCUCAGACACAUUACUGGGAGCAUUAUUGUUGUGGAGCUCUGUUAUACACUCAGACACAUUACUGGGAGUAUUAUUGCUGUGGAGCUCUGUUAUACACUCAGACACAUUACUGGGAGUAUUAUUGCUGUGGAGCUCUGUUAUACACUCAGACACAUUACUGGCAGUAUUAUUGCUGUGGAGCUCUGUUAUACACUCAGACACAUUACUGGGAGUAUUAUUGCUGUGGAGCUCUGUUAUACACUCCGACACAUUACUGGGAGUAUUAUUGCUGUGGAGCUCUGUUAUACACUCAGACACAUUACUGGGAGUAUUAUUGCUGUGGAGCUCUGUUAUACACUCAGACACAUUACUGGGAGUAUUAUUGCUGUGGAGCUCUGUUAUACACUCAGACAUUACUGGGAGUAUUAUUGCUGUGGAGCUCUGUUAUACACUCAGACACAUUACUGGGAGUAUUAUUGCUGUGGAGCUCUGUUAUACACUCAGACACAUUACUGGGAGUAUUAUUGCUGUGGAGCUCUGUUAUACACUCAGACACAUUACUGGGAGCAUUAUUGUUGUGGAGCUCUGUUAUACUCUCAGACACAUUACUGGGAGCAUUAUUGUUGUGGAGCUCUGUUAUACACUCAGACACAUUACUGGGACUAUUAUUGCUGUGGAGCUCUGUUAUACACUCAGACACAUUACUGGGAGUAUUAUUGCUGUGGAGCUCUGUUAUACAGUCAGACACGUUACUGGGAGUAUUAUUGCUGUGGAGCUCUGUUAUACACUCAGAAACAUUACAGGGAGCAUUAUUGCUGUGGAGCUCUGUUAUACACUCAGACACAUUACUGGGAGUAUUAAUGCUGUGGAGCUCUGUUAUACACUCAGACACAUUACUGGGAGUAUUAUUACUGUGGGGCUCUGUUAUACACUCAGACACAUUACUGGGAGUAUUAUUGCUGUGGAGCUCUGUUAUACACUCAGACACAUUACUGGGAGUAUUAUUGCUGUGGAGCUCUGUUAUACACACAUACACAUUACUGGGAGUAUUAUUGCUGUGGAGCUCUGUUAUACACUCAGACACAUUACUGGGAGUAUUAUUGCUGUGGGGCUCUGUUACACUCAGACACAUUACUGGGAGUAUUAUUGCUGUGGAGCUCUGUUAUACACACAGACACAUUACUGGGAGUAUUAUUGCUGUGGAGCUCUGUUAUACACUCAGACACAUUACUGGGAGUAUUAUUGCUGUGGAGCUCUGUUAUACACUCGGACACAUUACUGGGAGUAUUAUCGCUGUGGAGCUCUGUUAUACACUCAGACACAUUACUGGGAGUAUUAUUGCUGUGGAGCUCUGUUAUACACUCAGACACAUUACUGGGAGUAUUAUUGCUGUGGAGCUCUGUUAUACACUCAGACACAUUACUGGGGUAUUAUUGCUGUGGAGCUCUGUUAUACACUCAGACACAUUACUGGGAGUAUUAUUGCUGUAGAACUCUGUUAUACACUCAGACACAUUACUGGGAGUAUUAAUUCUGUGGAGCUCUAAUAGCAGACUGAAUUCGUAUCUGCUUCCAAUUCCUAGAUUCCAUGCAAAGAAUCACUUGCACAAUGUGAGUCGUCAAUCAGUUACCUGUAUUAGAUAAAUUGCACUGUGGGGUAAAGAUCAGGUCAGUCUAAAUGUGUAUAAAGGUAAGGAAGAGUGUAAAUAAGCAAAGAUACUGACACUUGAAACUGCUGGGGGAGCUAAGAAAGAAUAGUUUGUUAACCACUUCAAUAUCAAACAAGUUUUGUGUGAAAAAAUAUUACCAUAACAUUUAUUUGAAACAUGUGGUGCAGAGUUACUUUAUCCACAUAUAUGAUAAAACCGUUUUUCUAUAGAUUCCUGUUUUGUCAAACAUAAAAGUAUGUCACACAGAGUAAAUUUUUCUCAUGUACAGUAACAAUGACAAAUAUAGAUAUAAAAAAAUAUCCAAUGCGCAUUGCUAGUAGUAAAAUUUACUAAAAAUUGCAACAGAAUGUAAAAAGAAUAUCUGUAUUUGAGCAAAUAUUUCUAAAAUAGGGUAUUUAUAAUGUAUUAAAAUCAUUGUGUUGCUGUAAUGCUAGUAGGUCUAUUAGAGAUACUAUUCACUCCUAUAUCAGGAAGUAUUACUUUACUGAGAGGGUAGUGGAUGCAUGGAAUAGCCUUCCAGCUGAAGUGGUAGAGGUUAACACAGUAAAGGAGUUUAAGCAUGCGUGGGAUAGGCAUAAGGCUAUCCUAACUAUAAGAUCAGGCCAGGGACUAAUGAAAGUAUUUAGAAAAUUGGGCAGACUAGAUGGGCCGAAUGGUUCUUAUCUGCUGUCACAUUCUAUUUUUCUAUGUUUCUAUGUAUCUUUCCCGUCAGCAGUGUAUUUACCUUGAAGCUGACAGGGCAUUUGCCUUGGGCGGCACUUUCAGGGGGGCGACAAGAAAAGCUACCCCCCAAAUGGCCCGGGAAAUGCCAUGUCAGCCUCUUGUCCUGGGGAACAUGCGAGGGAGCACUCUCCCCUGAGCACUACCCCGCUCAGCAACCUCACGCGCACCGCUGUGAUGCCAGAGCCGGAAUAUGAUGUCACUCCGGCAUUGGCAUCACUAAGAGGCACGCAAGGGAACUGAGCAGGAAGAUCAGAGCUCCCUCACUGUCCGCCUGAACUGCGUGCCUGCACUUCCGACCGCCCACCACAUGCAUUGCGACAAAUUCACCAAAACACCUAAAAAAUUUAAGCAAAUAAAAAAAAAACUUUUAGUGAGAGAGUUAGUAUGUGUGUGUCUGUUAGUAGGUGUUAGUGUGUGUCUGACAGUGAGAGUGUGUGUUUCUCUGUUAGUAAGAGUGUGUCUGUUAGUGAUUGUCAGUGUGUGUCUGUUAGUGAGAGUGUGUGUGUGUGUGUGUGUCUGUUAGUGAGUGUGUGUGUCUGUAAGUGAGAGUGUGUGUCUGUUAGUGAGAGUGUGGUUGUCUGUUGGUGAGUGUGCUAGUGUGUCUGUGUCUGUUAGUGAGAUUGUGUGUCUGUUAGUGAGUGUGUUAGUGUGUGUGUGUGUCUGUGUCUGUUAGUGAGAGUGUGUGUCUGUUAGUGAGCGUGUGUUUCAAAGAGUGUGUAUGUCUGUUAGUGAAUGUGUAUGUCUGUCAGUGAGUAUGUGUGUGUCACAGUGUGUGUCUGACACUGAGUGAGUGUGCUUCUGUCAGUGAGUGUGUAUGUGAUUUCUCAGUGAGUGUGUAUGUGUAUCUGUCAGUCAAUGCUUGUGUCAGUUAGUGUGUCUGUUGGUGGAUGUGUGUGUCUGUCAGUGAAUGUGAGAGUGCAUGUCUUUCUGUCAGUGAGUAUGUUUAAGUGAAACAUAUGGGAAACUGUUCCUGGGCAGCACAAGCGAAUCAUUGGACACACUUGUGCUGUGCAACGGACACUAGAACCAUGCAUGGAGCACUUCAGCAGUGUUCCCUGAAUGAUCCCGAAGGCUGGGGGCUGGAUUGUCAGUUCAUCCCCUCUUCAGGUGAGACCGUAACCCCGCUUUUUAAUUUUUUUUUUUUACACAAAACAUGAGUUUUGAUAUAAAAAGGACCACUGACCAGAUUGACCAGACACCUGUCAUGUUUAACUUUAAUAAAACUAAUUUGUGUGUUUCAGGCGCUGUAGUUACUUUAAAUAUGUAUUGCAUCCACCGGAACACCAGUGUGUGGAAGGACCCAGAGGUACCUGUUUGUCAUGAUAUCCAAGCUGUUUUUGUGAAGUUGAGUUGAAUUAUUAAUACAUUUUCCCAGUAUUAAUAUUUUCUUUAUUUGUUCCAGGUAUUUGAUCCUCUACGGUUUUCUCCUGAAAAUUCUAAUAAACACUCACAUGCUUAUAUCCCCUUUGCAGCAGGAUCAAGGUAUAUUUUUUGUUUUCACUAAUAUCUUGUUGGAAUAUUCUUCCAGAGGAUUUUCUAGAUAACACUUAUGUAAAAUCUUUGCAAAUUGGAGACGAAGAUACAUUGAGAUUGUAUACAUUCUAAUGUAUGCGCUGUCUCAUUAAACUGUGGAACUACCAAUCAUAAAGUUAAAGGAACACUCCAGGCUAUCACAUAAGUUGGAUCAAUGUGUAGGUUAGGUUACAGUUAGUUAUACUGGGUGGGUUUAUAUUAUUAAAGGGACACUCCAGGCUCCCACACACGUUAGAUGCACUGUGCAGGUUAGGUUACAGUUAGUUAUACUGGGUGGGUUUAUAUUAUUAAAGGGACACUCCAGGCUCCCACACACGUUAGGUGCACUGUGUAGGUUAGGUUACAGUUAGUUAUACUGGGUGGGUUUAUAUUAUUAAAGGGAUACUCCAGGCUCCCACACACGUUAGAUGCACUGUGUAGGUUAGGUUACAGUUAGUUAUACUGGGUGGGUUUAUAUUAUUAAAGAGACACUCCAGGCUCCCACACACGCUAGAUGCACUGUGUAGGUUAGGUUACAGUUAGUUAUACCGGGUGGGUUUAUAUUAUUAAAGGGACACUCCAGGCUCCCACACACGUUAGAUGCACUGUGUAGGUUAGGUUACAGUUAGUUAUACUUGGUGGGUUUAUAUUAUUAAAGGGACACUCCAGGCUCCCACACACGUUAGAUGCACUGUGUGGGUUAGGUUACAGUUAGUUAUGCUGGUGGGUUUAUAUUAUUAAAGGGACACUCCAGGCUCCCACACACAUUAGGUGCACUGUGUAGGUUAGAUUACAGUUAGUUAUACUGGGUGGGUUUAUAUUAUUAAAGGGACACUCCAGGCUCCCACAAACAUUAGAUGCACUGUGUAGGUUAGGUUACAGUUAGUUAUACUGGGUGGGUUUAUAUUAUUAAAGGGACACUCCAGGCUCCCACACACGUUAGAUGCACUGUGUAGGUUAGGUUACAGUUAGUUAUACUGGGUGGGUUUAUAUUAUUAAAGGACACUCCAGGCUCCCACACACGUUAGGUGCACUGUGUAGGUUAGGUUACAGUUAGUUAUACUGGGUGGGUUUAUAUUAUUAAAGGGACACUCCAGGCUCCCACACACGUUAGAUGCACUGUGUAGGUUAGGUUACAGUUAGUUAUACUGGGUGGGUUUAUAUUAAUAAAGGGACACUCCAGGCUCCCACACACGUUAGGUGCACUGUGUAGGUUAGGUUACAGUUAUACUGGGUGGGUUUAUAUUAUUAAAGGGAUACUCCAGGCUCCCAUACAAGUUAGGUGCACUGUGUAGGUUAGGUUACAGUUAGUUAUACUGGGUGGGUCUAUAUUAUUAAACGGACACGUCAGGCAUCUCACACAAGUUGAGUGAACUGUGAAAGUUAGGUGACAGUUUUAUUUUGAAGAUAUAAAAAAGUAAAAUGUGUGCAAAUAUUUUUAGACAACAAUGCAUAGUAAUCUUUGUAGGUAAUUAUCCAGUGUUGGUUUUCUUUCUUGUGUGUAAAGGUCCAAAGAAAAUAAUAAAAAUUGACAUAUUCUUCCCUAUCUGUUAUCUCAGGAACUGCAUUGGACAGAACUUCGCUAUGAAUGAAAUGAAAGUGUCUGUGGCAUUAACCUUGAACCGUUUCGAGCUUUUACCAGAUCUAUCUAACCCGCCUCUGAUAGUGCCCCAGCUUGUUCUACGCUCCAAAAAUGGAAUCCAUGUGUAUCUGAAAAAAGCAAGCCAAAAAUGA
This is a messenger RNA of Pelobates cultripes (western spadefoot toad), 40828 nucleotides long. The record is from the annotation of a GenBank genome assembly. Lineage: Eukaryota; Metazoa; Chordata; Amphibia; Anura; Pelobatidae.